UACAAACUUUGAACCAAUGAGCGAAGAAAAUCCAUUUCAACCGUCAGUUUUUGGUUAGACGUUGUGUGUCCGUGUUGUAAAACUUCAUUACUCUUUGUCUGUGUACAUCGAACAUCAGUUUUGUUUGCGCUUGCAAGGAUAUAUUUAUUGCUUAUGGUUAUUAAUUAUCUUUUUCAACAUAGGAUGUAGAAAAUGAUUUCUGUGCUUUUAUCAAGGCUUGUGCUUUUAGUGUUUGGAACUCUCUAUCCUGCUUAUGCCUCAUACAAGACAGUAAAAACCAAAAAUGUUCGAGAUUAUGUUAAAUGGAUGAUGUAUUGGAUUGUAUUUGCUGUAUAUACAUUUGUUGAGAUAUUUGCUGAUAUCUUCGUAGCCUUUUGGUUUCCUUUUUAUUACGAGCUAAAAAUUUUCUUUGUACUAUGGUUAAUGUGUCCUGCUACAAGAGGCUCUACAUAUAUUUUUAGGAAAUUGAUAAAUCCACAACUUAGUAAACAUGAAGCAUUAAUUGACUCUUACAUUGCUUCAUUGUGGGAACAAGGCUAUGAUGUUGCCAGAAAAAUAGGCGCUCAAGGAGUUGAUUACUUAAUUGAAGUAUUCUUAGAGCUUUUGCGAAAG
Molecule: messenger RNA, 612 nt
Organism: Stegodyphus dumicola
Lineage: Eukaryota; Metazoa; Arthropoda; Arachnida; Araneae; Eresidae
Product: receptor expression-enhancing protein 1-like
Biological process (GO): endoplasmic reticulum tubular network organization
Cellular component (GO): endoplasmic reticulum tubular network; cytoplasmic microtubule; endoplasmic reticulum membrane
Molecular function (GO): microtubule binding
Source: RefSeq, a predicted model, not a curated record